UAAAUUUUCAAUCUGCUUUAUUAAGCAAGUUGCUUUAAUUCCGUUGCAUAAAAAUUCUAAGCACCAUACUUAGUUGUUUUUUGUAAAGCAUAUUGCAACCUUCUUAAAUGGCUCGUUGCCAAAGGCGUGACAUCCCGAUUCCCGUACUUUAUGUUUACAAACAUUUGCACGUGGAAAAAACACGUGCCUGUCGUCUGCUUGUCAAGUUAUUGAAAAUGGCUACAGACAUAGAGACACCAAGCAAAAAGAGAAAGCCGAACUGGAGCGCGGAUGAGUGCCUAUAUCUAACUAAACUUGUGGAGGAGAACAAGGGUGUGCUACGGGCAAAGUUUGGGGCCGGGGUAACUACCCAGAGGAAGAGGGAGACAUGGCGAAUAAUCUCCGACAAAAUUAACGCUUCGUCAUGUGUCAGUCGUUCGGUGGAGGAAGUUGAGAAAAAAUGGCACAAUCUGCAUAUGAAGGGUAAAACAGAGCUGUCUGACCACAGGAGACAGGCUGUGAUGACAGGUGGUGGUCCAUCUUCUGCCCCUCAGAUCAGCCCAAUUGCCGAAGCUGUAGGAAAUGUCAUCGGCCUAGACAAUGUGUCCAUUUGUGGGAUUAGUGGGGCAGUUGACACUUCAAUGAUGAUGUUACUUAAUACUGAUCAAGCCUGUUCAGCUAUUUCAAGAUCUUCAGACAAUCUACAGCCCCCCAACACUGUAACCAUGGCCACUGAAAUCCUGCCCUCAUCCAUCUUGUCAUCCUUGCCAUCAGACUCCUGUACAUAUCCAUCUCUGACAACAUCCUAUGACAGCCUCAAAAAGCAGAAACUGGAACUGGAAAUUGAAAAUUUAAAAUUACAAAACCAGCUUCUAGCUUUGAAAAUUAAGAAAAUAACUGAAAAUGAAUAUUGAUAUGUCAAAAUA
Pecten maximus is the source of this 905-nucleotide messenger RNA. RefSeq lists its product as uncharacterized. The record is from RefSeq and is a predicted model, not a curated record. The coding region runs from base 108 to 893 and encodes 261 amino acids. The transcript has 3 exons. Lineage: Eukaryota; Metazoa; Mollusca; Bivalvia; Pectinida; Pectinidae. Gene Ontology annotation, cellular component: nucleus.